AUGGAGGUGGUGAUGAUUCUCGCCCAGUACUACGCCUUUGUUUAUACAAGGACGCCGGUUUCGAGGUUAUUUUCGUAUCGUGCGACGCCUGCUGUGGUCAAUCCUGCUGUGGUCAAUCCUGCUGGUGCUGAACAAGAAGAAGGAGAGCGAAGAGAAGAGGGAGAGAGACAGGAACGGGAAAGAGAAGAAGAAGAAGAGGUUGUUGUUGUUGAGCCGCAAGUGUCUCAAGUGCCUGAAGUGAUCGUCGUCGAGUCUCCAAGACAAGAAGAAUCAGAAGACAGAGAAGAAGACGACGAAGAAAAAGAAUCACAAGUGCAGCAACAGCAACAGCAACAGCAACAAGCCACUCAUCUUCCUCGCCUUCCUCCUCCUCCUCCGCAACAGCAACAACCACGACCACGAAAAUCAGAAACUGCAACACCUGAAUCUUCUUCUUCAUCAUCAUCACUAACUCUUCUUCACCAACCUCAGACAGACGAAGAAAAAUGCAUCGACACCAUCAUCAACAUCAUCAUCAUCAUCAGGAUCAUCACCACCAUCACCACCAUCACCACCACCACUCUCUGA
Morchella importuna is the source of this 567-nucleotide messenger RNA. RefSeq lists its product as uncharacterized. The coding region runs from base 1 to 567 and encodes 188 amino acids. The record is from RefSeq and is a predicted model, not a curated record. The transcript is spliced from 4 exons. Lineage: Eukaryota; Fungi; Ascomycota; Pezizomycetes; Pezizales; Morchellaceae.